AUGGAAACGGAAAACGUGAAUCUGAAUUUGAUUUGCAGGACGUGCAAAUGCGUCGGCCCUCAAAUGCGAUCGUUGUUCGAGGGUUUCGAAAAUCCCCAUCAAAGUCCCCGUAUUGACGAGAUGCUAAUGGCCUGUGCUUCAGUUCAGGUAAUGUGCGGAGACGGUUUGCCGACGUUGAUUUGUCAAAUAUGCGUGGAACAAUUAAAGAACGCCUUCGUGUUCAAAAGGCAAGUGGAAAAAGUGGAUAUGGGAUUAAGGGAGUACGCAAAAAAUCUCAAAGUUAACGAAAUCAAACAGGAGUUACAAAAUUCUGAAUUUAUGGUGGACGUUUCAGAAUCGCUAAACACAUUGGACAGCAUCCUCAGCGAACAACAAGAAACCACAAAGAGCAUACCUAGUAACGGAGAGUUGCUUCCAUCGGGACAACCGAAAUUCGAGACCGACUACAUCCAAUUCAUGGACAACAAUCAGAUGCUACUGACCUGCCGCGAAUGCGCCAAAAUGUUUACCACCCUAGAGGGCCUACGUUGUCAUAAACGCGUCCACUCGGGCGGCAUGUACAAGUGCAAGCAAUGCGACAAGGAAUACACGAGACUCAACCACCUGCAGCGGCACGAGCAAUCGCACAACAGACGGAAAGUGCACGUUUGCAGGAUUUGCAGCAAAACGUUGACGAGAAUGGAGCACCUGAAGCGCCACCUGGUGACCCACCUCAGAGAGAAACCGUUUGCUUGCAAGACCUGCAACAGAGGCUUCAAUAGGAUCGAGCAUUUGCACAAUCACGCCCCUCGAUGCAAAGGUGAUACCGUGUAUCCGUGCGACAUUUGCAAUAAGGCUUUCAAUCGAGAGGACAGCCUGGAAGUUCACAAGAAAAUGCACGAUAAUCAAGCGCCCAAAUUGCCUACUAUCGAGAAUCUGGACAAUAUCGAAGAUCAUUACUACCAAAUCGAUCAGGACAAUUCCACCGUCGAUUUCUCGGAUCAUUCCGACGUCGACGAUUGCUUCGAACCCCACGUCGAAGUCACCGAAACCGAAGACGACAAAAUGAAGGUGGCCGCCGAGAUAUCGAACCAAGUGCACGAUCUGGAGGACAAGAGCAUCCACAGCGACGGUGACAACGACGACGCCAUGUCGCUGGGAGGCGGCGACGACAGCGAGGCGGACGAAGCGGAUAAAGACAUCGACGACAACGAGCCGGAGGACAGCUCGGAGGAGCGCGAACACAGCCAAAUGCCCCUCGGCCACGAGAUACCCGACGAGGACAAAUCGGAGGACGUGAAAAUCGAUCCGGGCAAGUUGCAGGACAACGACGACGAGUUCAUCAAGGACGUGCUGGCCGACGUAGACGGCGACGAAUCGUUUGCAGACGACGACGAUUCGGAUAAGGACAGCGCCGAUUCGGAUUACACGCCGAAGAAGCCGGUGGUGAAGGUGAAACGGGGCAGAGGCAGGCCUCGCAAAAAUCCCGACGAGCCUCCCAAGCCGAAGAAGAUGAAGAUGGGCAAGACGCCGGGCAAGAGGGGCCGCAAGCCGGGCUCGAAGAAUAAAGUGAAAGAGCCCGGCGAGAUUUCGCUGAAGUGCGAGAAGGACGAGGAGUACGGAGAGUUUCCCUGUCCGAUAUGUAACGAGAUGUUCCACAGUAUUCUUAAGUUAGAUAAACACGCGAGGUUUAAGCACGAGGGAGAAAAGAUUCACAAAUGCAAUGUGUGCAAUAAAGAAUUUGCCCGUAUUAAUCAUCUGAAAAGGCAUGUAACGUCACAUUCGACUAUCAAACCCUUCCGUUGUACAGUAUGUACAAAGAGCUUUAAUAGACGUGAUCACCUCAACCAACAUCAAAAAUUGCACGAUCGGCAAAACGAUCACGAAUGCGACAUAUGUCAAAAACCGUUUUCCAGGGCCGAUCACCUGGCCAAGCACAAAGCCUCCAAGCAUGGUAUCGGAGAGCGAAUUUCAAUCGGCGAAAAGAAAUACGAAUGCCCGUUGUGCCACAAGUUCUUCACCACGGAAAAGUACCGGGACGUCCACGUGGCCGGCCACAACGGCAAAAUGGAGUACUCGUGCAAGGUGUGCGAGAAGACGUUCCUCUCCAAGUCGCACCUCACCGAGCACAUGAAAUUCCACAACGAGCAUUCCAAGAAGUUCCUGUGCUCCGAAUGCGGACAGAGGUUCAUCAGAAACGACUAUUUGGUCAUACACAUGCGAAGGCACAGGGGCGAGAAGCCGUUCAAAUGCAAAUACUGCGGAAAAGGUUUUCCACGAACAACUGACCUUACCGUACACGAGAGAUACCACACCGGAGAGAAGACUCACUUGUGUACUAUCUGUGGAAGAGGAUUUGGAAGGGCUUACAAUUUGACGGUACAUAUGAGAACCCACACAGGGGAAAAACCAUAUCAAUGCACAUAUUGCGACGCAGCUUUCGCUCAAGGUAACGACUUAAAAGCGCACAUUCGAAGGCAUACUGGAGAACGGUUUCAAUGCGACUUAUGCAGCGAAAGCUUCCUCAUGGGUUAUUUAUUGACGCAGCACAAACGAACAGUACACGGUUUAAACGUCGUGAGCAAUAUUAGAAGGUUGCAGCCGAUCCACAAGCAAGAGAACCCCGAGGAACCGCCGCCGAUAACGAUACCGCUUCCGAAGCCCGUCAUUCCCGACAACGUGAUGUUCAAUGCUUUGCACGCCAAUGCUCUACACGCUAAUGCUCUACACGCGAACGCUCUCCACGCUAAUGCUCUGCACGCGCAGUUGGCGGCCGCGCAACUGCACUUAGCUCGGGAAUAA
This is a messenger RNA of Phyllotreta striolata, 2781 nucleotides long. NCBI's taxonomy places the organism in Eukaryota, Metazoa, Arthropoda, Insecta, Coleoptera, Chrysomelidae. The record is from the annotation of a GenBank genome assembly.